CCUUUCCACCGGUGCCCUCCAACGCCCUAGUUUCACCUCCUGCGCCACGAGCAUCUGAUCUCCGCCCCCCGGAUCUCGCAGUCGCUCAGGCCUUCAUCCGAGACCAGCUGUACCGCUGCUACUGUGCGCCGCCUUCGAUUCCAAGUCAAGCCUCCUAUCGUCGAUCGCGAAUAUUAUUAUCGUUUCCUUUCCCGUCUAUUUCAAAUCAUUGAUUGAUUAUUAGCCACUCCAUUGCCUCGGUAUUCCUUCCAAGCUACAGGGAGCCGAUUGGUGACGACUAACCCGAAGGUGUCGGGGCCGUGUUAGGUUGAUGCCGUUCACUUCCGCAGACAGCUCAUGGUUUAGUCGUUCGCUGUCUAGAAUAUAAUUCGAGAUGGGUUCGUGUGUAAGCUCAGAGCCGGCUGAAAACAAUGAGCCAAAGAAGAGGAGCCAGGCGAUCGAUCGCAGGCUGGAGGAGGAUUCCAGGCGAUUACGGAGGGAGUGCAAGAUUUUACUGCUUGGGUCCGGAGAAAGUGGGAAAUCGACAAUUGUCAAACAAAUGAAGAUCAUCCAUCAGAACGGCUACACAGUGGAGGAGCUAGCCUUGUAUCGCCUAACGGUCUGCAAGAAUCUCCUAGACUGCGCCAAGUCCCUUGUAGGAGCUUAUCACCAAUUCUCCCUCGAGCCCUCGAGUCAAAAAGUCCGUGACUAUGUACAAUACAUUUCAGACUACAAUAUCGACCCCGACCCGCACACAACGUUGGAUGCGAAGGUAGGGGAGGCGAUAACGUAUAUCUGGAAUGACCCGUGCACAUCCACAGUAUUGGAACAUCAGAACGAGUUCUACUUGAUGGAUUCUGCUCCAUAUUUUUUUGAGGAAGCAAAGCGAAUCUCAUCCCCAGAUUUCAUACCCAACGUAAAUGAUGUGCUUCGCGCCCGAACGAAGACUACCGGUAUCUAUGAAACUAGGUUUACGAUGGGCCAGCUGAGCAUACACAUGUUUGAUGUGGGUGGCCAGCGCAGUGAGCGCAAGAAGUGGAUCCAUUGUUUCGAGAAUGUCACCUCCAUUAUAUUCUGUGUGGCAUUGAGCGAGUACGAUCAAGUGCUUCUGGAAGAGAGUAAUCAGAAUCGAAUGAUGGAGAGUCUGGUGCUGUUCGAUUCCGUAGUCAAUUCGCGAUGGUUCAUGCGAACGAGUAUAAUCUUGUUCCUGAAUAAGGUCGAUCUGUUCCGCCAAAAGCUCCCUCGGUCCCCCUUGAGCAAUUACUUUCCUGAUUACUCUGGCGGCAAUGACGUGAAUCGCGCCGCCAAAUACCUGCUAUGGAGGUUCAACCAAGUUAAUCGAGCACAUCUGAACCUCUAUCCCCAUUUGACACAAGCCACCGAUACAACCAACAUCCGCUUAGUAUUCGCUGCGGUAAAGGAGACGAUUCUACAAAAUGCUUUGAAGGAUUCAGGUAUCUUGUAGAUUUGAAUGUUCUACGCGCAGACAUCUCGAGUCGGACAGAUCGCGAUCUCUGGGCCUGUUGAGAGUCUCCGGGUGACCGAGCUACGUUUAUAUCCGACAAGCCAUGACGCUCUUUCUAUCCUAUUUUCCUUUUUUAUUUUUUUAUUUUUUAUUUUUUAUUUUUUUUCAUCCCCGAUACUCCUUCGUGCUUUGUGGAUAGGCAUCGGCGUUAACGGUGCUAGUCUUCGUUUCAGUUUAAUAUGCUAGGCGCUUGGUUGGAUCAUAGUCAUUGGGACUUUGCGGCAUGGAGUCAUUUCUAUCUUGGUUCUCAUAUUCUAUCCAUCUAUUUCUUUUUCUUUUUCUUUUUUCCUUAUUCCCGAGGGGUGUGCUUUUUUCGAAGGGGUUGUUUAUCCGCAUCAUUUAAGUAUUGAUUGGCUUGGCUUGGCCUUUUCAUUUGGCCUGGAUUUCUAUGAGCAUCUUGUUUCAAAGUGAAAAGUUGUUGGUCUCAGCACUACUUGCAUAUAAUUUGUGCCAAGGUUCUUGAUAUCCUC
This is a messenger RNA of Aspergillus pseudotamarii, 1974 nucleotides long. RefSeq names its product guanine nucleotide-binding protein subunit alpha gpaB (gene gpaB). NCBI's taxonomy places the organism in Eukaryota, Fungi, Ascomycota, Eurotiomycetes, Eurotiales, Aspergillaceae. Gene Ontology annotation, cellular component: heterotrimeric G-protein complex. Gene Ontology annotation, biological process: adenylate cyclase-activating G protein-coupled receptor signaling pathway. Gene Ontology annotation, molecular function: GTP binding; G protein-coupled receptor binding; GTPase activity. The transcript is spliced from 6 exons. The coding region runs from base 374 to 1444 and encodes 356 amino acids. The record is from RefSeq and is a predicted model, not a curated record.